Syngnathus typhle (broad-nosed pipefish) is the source of this 6241-nucleotide messenger RNA. RefSeq names its product RUN and SH3 domain containing 1 (gene rusc1). Gene Ontology annotation, molecular function: protein binding. Gene Ontology annotation, cellular component: cytoplasmic vesicle. Lineage: Eukaryota; Metazoa; Chordata; Actinopteri; Syngnathiformes; Syngnathidae. The record is from RefSeq and is a predicted model, not a curated record. The coding region runs from base 228 to 5546 and encodes 1772 amino acids. The transcript is spliced from 12 exons.
CAUCAUCUUUCGGUCGUAUCGGUCCGCGGUGGCUGGCCAGGAGACUGAUGCUCUUCACGUCCGGGAAAAGACGAAACGCCCGAGAUGGACGCCUUCUGCUUUGACGGAUUAGGAAGUCAUUCCAACAUGUGAUCGUCACGCUGCGGCAAAAUUUGGCUUGGCCCAUCGUUUGUUACGAUAAAACCAAAAUAUCUUAUUCCCCCCCCAAAAGAAAUCCAAUUAUCACAAUGCAAUCCUCCGCUCAGCCCGGCAAGCCGCGGCGUUUUGACGUCAGCAGGCGGACCACGACCUACAUGGGACCAAAGUCUCGCAAUGCUCAGAAGGAGGAUAAAAACAUGAACACCGUCACCUCGUCCUCCCCCAGGCGGGUCACGAAACCUCCCGUGGUUGCCCCCAGGACCAGGCCGACGGCGCCGCCGCCUCGGGUUCCGCUUAGCCAAAGCAGGUUUGGUGCAAAACAAAGCUCCGUCUCCUUUAAAUCGGCAAAACCCAAACCCAAAAGUGUUCGCACGGGGGCGGCAGCGAACAAAAUGUCGCCUCCUCUUCCUCCGGCUCCUUCCGUUCUCCCUCUCGACCCAAACUGCAACGAGCCCAGCCUGCCUUGCCUGUGCUGCGACGGGCGCUCGCCGCAGGACAGCAACAGUAUGUUCAACCAUAACCACAACAACAACAACACCGUUUCUCUCCGGCACCAACUGCAGCUUCCCCCGCCGCCGCCGCUCGUGGUACCCCAGAGGAAAAACGAGGAACGGUCCCCCUCUGGAGAGAAACCGCAGCCUCCUCCCCAACCUGAAGAAGAAGCCGCUCUGGAUGACAAGAAAGACGUCAAAUCCGAGGAAGAGGACGACGAAAGCAGCAGCGGAGACAUCGACAUCGACGACGAGGACGACGGCGACCGCGACGACGAGGACGACGACGACACCCUAGUGCCCUCGUGCUGCGACUGCCCUCCCUCCCUGCUGGAGUUCUCGCUCUCCUCCUCCACCUCUUCGUCGUCCACUUCCAUUAGCUCCUGCUCCGAUCUGGAGUCCGACUGUGCCGAUCAAUACGCUCCUGAACAGCAAGAUCUGGUAUCGGCGUCAAUCAAAGAGUCUUCUCCGCAAUGCCAGGCGCCUGCACGUUCGCUCCCUUCCUUACCGAUCAGUCGCUGUCCCUUAACCUCUCACACGCCCGUUUCGUCCCCAGAUGAAGGUUACCCCUCAGCUCUGGACACGCCUUCUCCAGACUACUUGGGUGUUAAAGAUGAUCCCCAAGUCACCAAGAUGGGUUUGCUGGACUUUCUGGAAUCGGUGGGCGAGUUUGGGAAAAUGGAGCGUUUCAGUCAGGUGAUCCAGGUGGCCCGUUGGGAUUUGGAGGGCGAGCAGAAUUGGGAUGUCUUGAGAGAUCGCUUGGACCACUUGGAUCGCUUGGAGAAGGUCAACAGGGAAAUCAAACUGGCCUACGUUGCCAGACUCCACGAGAAGGGUUUUGAUCUGGGGGAUCUGGAGGAGCAGAACCUCUCCGACGUCAUGGAUGAAAUGGGCAACGUCGACAUGGGCUGGAAGCUCUACAAAAGCGGCGGAGGGUUCAUGGGAGAAUCUCAGGAGUUCUCAGACGCCGGCGUGGACCUGACGGCUCCGUCGGACAGCGACGAUCCUCCCGCUCCGGACUCCCUCACCCCCUCCCCCGCGGAGCCGCCUCCUCGACCCCCGAAACCUCCGGCCCGUCACGCCAGCGUCAACUCCGACCUCCACACCUACAUCAACAUCAGCCGGGAGACCACCUCCAUGGCCGUGUCCACCUCGCCCACCUUGUCCACCUUCUCGCCCAACUCUUCCUCUCCCACGUUCAGCACCUUUCGCUGCGAGAAACCUUUGCCCCUGUCCCCGCCGUCCAUCCCUCCCCUCCCUGCCUCCAAACCUGUCCAGUACCUGACUCUUUACACCGCCUCCUCUCCAUCCAUCGCCACCCCGACCCCUCCUAUCCCUCCACCUCGGAGGAGACACCUGGCCAGGAAGGAGGCCCAACGCCUCGCCGCCCUACAAGCGGAACAGGAAAAGACGCCGCUGUCUCUCCCGCCUCCGACCACACGCCCGCCGCCGUUGCCUCCUCCCCCGGCUAUAUCCUCCUCCCUGCCCCCUCCAGGUAUCCCCCCACCACCGCCGCCGGCGCUGCCUCCUCCUCCUUCCUUCCAUGCUCUGGAUGUGGAGAUCCGCAAGUUGCUGAUGCUCGCGGGGUUGACCCAGGCUGAGCUCCUCAAACUGAGCCCAGAAUUGGGUGACUGCGUCGGGGUGUUAGAGGAGGAAGAUGCGGGGAUUUGCUUAGCCGAAGAGUUCAGGGACUGUGAUCCCGAAAUGGUGGAAAAAGACAAAUGGAGUAGCAGAGAGAAGUCAGCUGGGGACGGAAGGGCAGACAUUCCCAGGGUGGGGAAGUCAGCGGAGGGCAAAGGGGUCCAGAGAACCACCUCGUUCUCCGAGAUGGCUCGAAGGCGGAAGAAAAGCAGCAUUUUGACGUCAGACACUUACUACAGCACCACUUUGAGUCACACGCAGGACACAAAAGCAAAAAACAUGAGCUUUGAGUCCCGCCAUUAUGCAGGUGAGGUGCUCGAUUCACCUCCCCCUCCUCCUCCACCUCGACCUUUACCACCAGUCCCACCAAGCGUGCCGCCCCUUAGGGUCAGCACACUCCUGGCUAACUCGGCACAGCCCGAGCGCUUCGAUUGGCUGAUCGCGUUCACACCCGAGGCCGAACUUCCGCCGCAACCCGCUCAACUAAGAAAAUUUCCUGUCGAAUCGGCAAAGAAGAACUCCCCGGUUCCAAAGGUCACCAGCUUCAAAGAGUUGCGUUACCGCAACAAAAGCAGCGCCCCUACGACUAAAGUGAUCACCGACCCGGACCCCGAUCCCUCGGUCAUCACCCCGGACCCCGACAUACUCUAUAACCUGAAGUGGAGACGGGAGAAGGAGGGCAGCGGAGGCAGUCAGUGGGAGUACACCUCUCAGGCCCAGGCCCUGUUCAUGCAACCGCCCCCGGCGCUCACCUCCAUGGCGGCCCUGAAGGAGAUGCUGCAGAGGGUGGACGAGGAAAGCGCGAGAGGUGACAAGCUAGGCUGUUCGCUCAGCGACAGCAGCCUGUGGACAACCGGCAGAGAGUGGGAGCGCCAAGAUGUGACGGUGAGGAAGGCGGACAAGGAGCGGCGGGAAGAAGAGGCGGAGGUGAGAGGACAGGCCGACGGAGGGAGGACACUUGAGUCAAGAAGCAUUGUUUCCUCUCCCCCACUGUCCCUUACCCAGCCCCCCCAGCCUUACUUCCUCCACGCUGCCCCUACUUCCCAUCCACAGGGCCACAUUCAUAUAAAUUCCAGGCCGGACGCCCACGUCGGCCGAGAGUCCUCAGACACGCUCGGAGACCCGAAGUGGGCUCAUGCUGACGCUGUGUUUGGCAACCAAUCCAGUGCUGAUUUUGUUUCUCCCAACCGUGGGAAGGGAUUAAAGCAAAAUACAGCAAAGCAAUUUCCCAAUGGUUGCAGAAUUGAUGACACGCUGGGCUCCCGCUGUAAUUUGGACUCUCUCUACUGCGGCGACAAGCCGAGCAUUGCAGACAUCCGUACAGCGGAUGUUCCUGAAUGCACCACCCCGUAUAAAAACAUGGACGUCAUGAUGACGCAUUCACGCGGCCCGCAAAAACCAGCAGACCGUAACGCUAACAACACCAGGAUGUCCAAAGAGCUCCCCCCUCUGCCCACCUAUUACCUGCACCGCUCCAAGCUUUGCCCACUGCACGGGGGCUCCCCUCCUCGCCUCUCCCCCAUCGGAGCCCUCUCGCCCCCUCAGCGCCCGGGACCGCUUCCUCUCGGCGCGGUGGGCUCCGGCCUCACCUCGCCUCUUUUCCCCCGCUCGCACACUCUUCCUACCCUUGCCGCCCCCAUCUACUACCCGCACCUGUAUCCCACAAUGCCCCUCUGUGCUCCCCCUCUGCCCCCAAAACUCUACCAGGGUUCCCGACAGCCACGCGUGGCCACUGUUCGCAGUGUGUCGUUCGCCGGAGCUGUGCAGAGAGGCGACACGUCCUGGAUGGGCGAAGAAAUGCCGCAUCCAAUGAGAGGACAGCGGCUCUCCUCUCUGCACCUGCUGGAAAAGAGAGCUCUCGUCAGUGCGGUCAGCGUGGCGGUCGAAGCCGUCUUGGCCCAGUUCAGUUCUUCUCGCACGGUGGUUCAAAAGGCCUUAUCAGGAGACAGCACCGUAAAUCCAUCUCUAGGCCGUCUGGUGCUGCAGUGCCUCUGCCCCGCCCUCCACGGCCUGCUGACGGACGGUCUAAAGCCCCACCAGAGUGACCUGAUCGCAGGCAGGAGGCCAAAUUCGGCCUGGAGCUUGGUUUUGGCUUCAACACGGCCAGGUCCUAAAACAAAAGCGCUGUUCAAUUUACAAGUUCGAGUUGGCGAGUUGCCGCAGCUAAAACAGAGCAAACAGCGCUUCAAUGCGUUCGUUCUGGGACUACUCAAUUCGAAGCAGCUCGAUUUCUGGGUGUCUCACCUUCACUCUAGCAGUGAUGUCUUGGACACAAACUACCGACCGUCCUCCUUCAUGCGGUUGUCGCUGAGCGUCUGCCAGCCCUUGUUCGACGAGCUGCUCCUCGUGCUGCAGCCUCUCAGCCUGCUCACCUUCAAUCUCGACCUGCUCUUCCAGCACCACCACCUGGAGCCCCACAGUCCCGCACCACAGGCGUGCAGUCCCCCCACUCAGAAUGCGGAACUCUCAACAAAGGCGAUCCGAUCCGAAAUUAGAGGUGGGAGAUAUAUGGAAAGCCUCUCGGAGGUUGACUUUACAGGAACCGGAGAUCAGGUAGAGGAUGAGGAUAAAGAUAGUCCUAAUACGGGGUGGUCCUUUAAUCUGGAUCACACAAGUCCACAGCUGCGGUGGGUUCAGGACAAGAGGAUUGGCGAACUACCUCCUCCAAACAUGGAGGAGGAAAGCCUCGCUCAGCAGGCCGGACAGGCGAUCCAGCAAGGGUGGGGCGCAGUGAUGCGGUGGGGAGGCCGACUGAGCCAGAACCUGGCCGAGCUCAACCCGGCCGCAGAGGCGAAGACCAGUCUGCCAAAUGGUCAGGCCCAGACACAAAGCGACUUUGCUCCAGUUAGCCCUGUCGCGCAGGUGCCAUGGAGUCUGGGUCGCCUCUUUGGCUCUACCUCUUCUAAAAGCCCAGAUAGCCCAUUGGGUCACGCAACACCAAGCAGGCGGCCCUCCCAGUGGUUGGCUCCCGGUGUCACAGCGCUGACUCGAUUAGUGAGCAGCACUUCUGCCCCGGUUUUAAGGAAGACCCCGGAACCGGUGGAAGGUAGUCACACUGUGCCGGAAAGAGCGUCUGACACUCCAGAGACGACAGACAAACCACACAGGUCUGUCCGAACGCUGUGCGACCACGCCGCCGGGGCGGGCGCCGAACUCAGCUUUCGCAAGGGGGAGGAGCUUGUCGUCUUGGGCGGCGUGGACCAAGACUGGAUCCGCUGUCGCCAGGGAGACAGAGAAGGGCUGGUACCUAUUGGCUACACCUCGCUCAUCAUGUGACACCGCAACAGCUGGACUCUGUGAAUUAAUGCCGGAAAAACAAAACAGUCAAAUUAUGUAUCGGAAUCCAUCGAGUAUGGUGGAGCAAAUGGAAUCAAUUCAUGAUCUUUAAACGAUAUAUCCCAUUAAAUGCCCAUCCUGCCCAGCGGGUCGAUCAGAUCAGCGACCGCCAACUGGUCGACACGCGUGACGGCGGCCGCUUUGGGAUUAUUGUCCCAGAACCUCCUAUUGCAUACGUGAUCAUGUCGUGAACUGUAGCUGUGUGUAGGUGUGUGUUUUAUUGCCCUUUCAACCCUAAACUCACCUUUUGCCACCUCCCGGCCACCUGGUUCAUAUGUGUUUGACAUUUUACUGCUGUAUAAAUAUACAUAAAUAUAUAUAUAUAUAAAAAACAAAUAUAUAGGUAUAUAUAUAUAUAUAUAUAUAUAAAGUGAGAUUGAUAUUGCAUUAAACACAGAGUAAAAAAAACGCACGCGGAUCCAUUCUCGAGUGGUCGUCACACAUACGUGUUUGAAAUCCAAUAACCUUCCUUCCCGCGUGCUUCACGUGUCGUCUCCAAAAAUCAAAUGCAUUUGCCGCUUUUCCUCAAAUAGCGGCCUCCUUUUUUUCUAGCUAGUGCAACAAAUGCUGCCGAGAUAGCUCCAAAUUCUAUUCUCCGAGACCAAUCAGUCUUUAAAUAAAGGUCGUCACUGUCA